GUAGCUCCAUUGUUCCUUCUCACAAUGGCAACUUCUAUUGUUUCAAUAGUCAUUUUCUCCUUAUUUAUCUUCUCCUCUUCUUCAAAUGCUAAGAGCUCUCGAAAACCCGAAGCCUUCACUUUCCCAAUCAAGAAAGAUGAUUCAACCAAUCAGUACUACACCAAUAUUCAAAUUGGUUCCAACAGCACAAAAUUCAGUGUUGUGAUUGAUUUGGGUGGCAAAUUACUCUACUUCAACUCCAUCAACUACUCUACCGCCUCGUAUCGCCCCGUUCUUUGUGGGACCCCACAAUGCAGCAUAUCCAGCGGAGGUGGCUGCAUGUUCUGCGUUUUUUCGCCUCCCGACACGCCGUGCACCAACAACACGUGCACGGACUACGCCCUCAACCCUUUCUCCGGCACUCGUGGGUGCAGCCCCUUGGGUCAGGACUCCCUUCUCGUGCGCUACGCACGUGGGGCCCACCGCUACUACACCACCGUGGAUAAUUUCCCGUUCCAAUUUUCGGACCCCGUCUUACGGGAAGGCCUUGCGGGUCCUGCCGCAGGCCUGAUCGGCCUGGGCCGGACCCGGAUCUCGCUGCCGGCGCAGAUCGCAUCGGCUUUCGGGGUCCGCCAGAGAUUCGCGCUCUGCCUUCCGCCAGCUGGCGGCGACGGUAAUUUGAUAGUUGGAGAGACGACUUAUAGCAAUCCCCUUGAAGGAAUCUCAAAGUCGUCUCUUUUCACCACACCCCUCAUAAGAAAUCGUGUGAGCACUUUUGGGAAUGAAGUGAUAGGCAAUCUGACUCAUGAGUACUUCAUCGAUGUCAAGUCUGUUAGAGUUGGUUCGAAGACACUCUCGUUGAACAAAACACUGCUUUCGAUUAACAAGAAAGACGGAAGUGGAGGAACGAGCAUUCGGACCGUGAGGGCUUAUACCGGUCUGCACAGAUCGAUUUACAUGGCUUUGAUCGAUGAAUUUGUGAAGGCUGCUGCUUCACAGAAUAUUAAGAGGGUGGCUUCUGUGGCUCCUUUCGGGGCUUGCUUCGGUUCGAAGACAGUUACAAGCUCGAAGACGGGCCCGCAAGUGCCGACUAUUGAUUUUGUUCUGCAUAAGAAGAGUGUUUACUGGAGGUUUUAUGGCGCAAACUCGAUGGUUAGAGUUAGUGAUGAGGUAAUUUGCCUUGCGUUUGUGGAAGGGGCAACAAAUUUGGUAGGGCCAACAACGUCGAUAGAAGUGGGAGGAUAUCAAAUGGAGAACUAUCUGCUCGAGUUUGAUGUGGCUUCUUCCAAGCUCGGGUUUAGCUCUUCACUUUUGCUGCACGAUACAAGUUGUUCCAAGUUCGGAGCUUCCUAAGUUGUUGGAUUGAUUUCUUGGGAAGUGCUGUAAAAUUUUAAGUUCGGUUUUUACGUUUGCAUUGUAAUAGUUGGAUCAUGUUCCGCGGUGUUGGUUAUUGGCAUCAUUGAAUGAAGUAACGAGCUGAUUGAGAUU
Erythranthe guttata (spotted monkey flower) is the source of this 1467-nucleotide messenger RNA. Its product is annotated as putative aspartic proteinase GIP2. Gene Ontology annotation, molecular function: aspartic-type endopeptidase activity. The record is from RefSeq and is a predicted model, not a curated record. Gene Ontology annotation, biological process: proteolysis. NCBI's taxonomy places the organism in Eukaryota, Viridiplantae, Streptophyta, Magnoliopsida, Lamiales, Phrymaceae.